AUGGCAGAACGAUCCUUUCUACGACUUCCCGAUGAGCCAGAUAAUAACUGCCCACUGAUCUCGGAGUCACCUGCUUCCUCAAGACCACCUGUCGAGUACAUCCUUACAACAGAUGGUCUCAGAAUCUCAGAAACCUAUGCGGCAACCACCACUGCUAGACCCGUCCCAGUUCUGAAGCAUUCAGAAGAUGGUUGGUCGCCAAAAAAGGCCUGGUUUUCUGGGAAAGGUUAA
Messenger RNA from Morchella importuna, 231 nucleotides. RefSeq lists its product as uncharacterized. The transcript is spliced from 2 exons. The coding region runs from base 1 to 231 and encodes 76 amino acids. The record is from RefSeq and is a predicted model, not a curated record. NCBI's taxonomy places the organism in Eukaryota, Fungi, Ascomycota, Pezizomycetes, Pezizales, Morchellaceae.